UGGGACAAGAGUAACUCAACCAAGCCUGAAGACACAUUUCCCUUUUCAGCUUUCAGUGCCAAACCAACCUUGGUGUGGCCUAGUACUUGUUUUCUCAAUAUGAGAAAUCCUUCCACUCUCCAACGCGCUUUUGUUCUCUUCUGCCUUCCCUUGUUGCUUGUUGCCACCUUCGGUUAUGCUACUGAGGUUUCAGGGAAUGAAGUGAAGACAGAUGGGAAGGUUGCACAAGAAGAGGUAGCAAAGACAAGCCAAGAAGGACCAAAUGAAGAAGCAAAAUUCAAGGGCUUUUUCCAUCAUAAACCAAUAAUAUUCAAGAAGCCUUUUCCAUUUGUGAAGCCUAUCCCAAAGCCAUUUCCCUUUGUUAAGCCCAUCCACAAGCCCUUUCCAUUUGUUAAGAAGCCUAUCCCAAAACCAAUCUUUGUGAAGAAACCUAUACCUUUUUACAAGCCUGUGCCAAAGGUAAUUCCUGUUCUGAAACCAAUUCCCAUUUAUAAGCCUGUGCCAAAGGUAAUUCCUGUUCCCAUUUAUAAGCCUGUGCCGAAGUUCAUUCCUGUUGUGAAACCAAUUCCCAUUUUGAAGCCUGUGCCAAAGGUAAUUCCUAUUGUGAAGCCAAUUCCUUUUUUUAAGCCUGUACCAAAGGUGAUUCCUAUUGUUAAGCCUAUCCCUAUUCACAAGCCAAUUCCAACUCCAUAAGGUGAUAAGGAAGAGCCUGCCUUGGUAUUCAAUAAAAUAACCAUGUUUUGAAACUUACCACUGUAUCUUUUCAACAUAAAUUGCCUUUGCAAAAUCCUACCUUACCCAUCUUAUAUAUGUAUUGUAUCAGAAUAUGUAGUUAACUAUUGCUUUUGUUUAAAUAAUCUCAAUGUAUCACUGUUAAAAAUCCAAUAUUAAUCGAAGAAAGGAAUUUAUUCUCUA
Messenger RNA from Lotus japonicus, 915 nucleotides. RefSeq names its product proline-rich protein 2-like. The record is from RefSeq and is a predicted model, not a curated record. The transcript is spliced from 2 exons. Bases 100 to 693 code for a protein of 197 amino acids. Lineage: Eukaryota; Viridiplantae; Streptophyta; Magnoliopsida; Fabales; Fabaceae.